Messenger RNA from Panicum virgatum (switchgrass), 2720 nucleotides. Its product is annotated as probable mixed-linked glucan synthase 3. Gene Ontology annotation, molecular function: cellulose synthase (UDP-forming) activity; mannan synthase activity. The record is from RefSeq and is a predicted model, not a curated record. Bases 82 to 2646 code for a protein of 854 amino acids. Gene Ontology annotation, biological process: cellulose biosynthetic process; plant-type primary cell wall biogenesis. NCBI's taxonomy places the organism in Eukaryota, Viridiplantae, Streptophyta, Magnoliopsida, Poales, Poaceae. Gene Ontology annotation, cellular component: plasma membrane; trans-Golgi network. The transcript has 3 exons.
GUCAGUGUCCUCACGUUCCUCUGGUCCUUAGCGGAACUGAAGAGGAGAACGUACGUCGCAGCUAGCUAGGCCUUGACUGGCAUGGCUUCGCCGGCGCCGGCAGCCGGUGCCGCCUACGCGGCCAAUGGCGGCCUCACCGACCGGCUUCUAGCGAGCGCGAACGGCCACGGUGCCGACGCGAAGAAGCCCGGCCACGGUGCCAGGGGCAAGUACUGGGUGGCCUCCGACAAGGCGGAGCGGCGGGCGGCGAAGGAGUCCGGCCGCGAGGACGGCCGUGCGCUGCUGUUCCGGAGGUACAAGGUGAAAGGCGCCCUCCUGCACCCCUACAGGCUGCUGAUCAUCGUACGCCUGAUCGCCGUCCUCCUCUUCUUCGCGUGGCGCAUCAGGCACAACAAAUCCGACAUCAUGUGGUUCUGGACCAUGUCGAUCGUCGGCGACAUGUGGUUUGGCUUCUCGUGGCUCCUGAACCAGCUCCCCAAGUUCAACCCCGUCAAGACCAUCCCGGACCUCGCCUCCCUCAAGCGGCACUCCGACCUCGCCGAUGGCACCUCCAGGCUCCCAGGCAUCGACGUCUUCGUCACCACAGCCGACCCCAUCGAUGAGCCGGUGCUCUACACCAUGAACUGCGUCCUCUCCAUCCUCGCCGUCGACUACCCGGUCGACAGGCUUGCCUGCUACCUCUCCGACGACAGCGGGGCGCUCGUGCUCUACGAAGCGCUGGUGGAUGUUGGAAAGUUUGCGCCUCUCUGGGUUCCAUUCUGCCGCAAGUACUGCAUUGAGCCGAGGGCACCGGAGAGCUACUUCGACAUGGUGGCGCCGCCGCAGGCCGGAAGAGCUUCGCAGGAGUUCUUGGACGAUUACAGGAGGGUGCAGAUGGAGUAUGAUGAGUUCAAGGUGCGGUUGGACAAGCUCCCUGAUGCCAUCCGCAAGAGGUCUGAUAUGUACAACAGCAUGAGAACUGCAGAGGCGACUUGGAUGGCAAAUGGGACGCAAUGGCCAGGCACAUGGAUCGAUCCGACAGAAAACCACAGAAAAGGACACCAUGCUCCAAUUGCUAAGGUUGUCCUGGAUCAUCCGAACUGUGGACAUUCACAACCGAAUGCUGAAGGCAAUCUCAGCAUCAGUGCCACUGAUGAGCGCCUCCCAAUGCUAGUCUAUGUCUCUCGUGAUAAGAACCCAAGCUAUGACCACAACAAGAAGGCAGGUGCCCUGAACGCGCAAUUGAGGGCCUCUGCUCUCCUGACUAAUGCCCAACUCGUCAUCAACUUCGACUGCGACCACUACAUCAAUAAUUCUCAAGCCCUACGUUCGGCGGUCUGCUUCAUGCUAGACCAGCGAGAUGGUGACAACACUGCCUUCGUCCAGUUCCCGCAGCGCUUCGACAAUGUUGAUCCGACGGACCGAUACGGCAACCACAACCGAGUAUUCUUUGAUGGAACCAUGCUUGCCCUCAAUGGCUUGCAAGGGCCCUCAUACCUCGGUACUGGUUGCAUGUUCCGUCGCUUAGCACUCUAUGGUAUUGACCCACCCCACUGCAGAGCAGAGAAUGUCACGGUAGAAGCUACCAGGUUUGGUAACUCCACACUCUUCCUAGACUCAGUGUCAAAAUCCCUAAACCAGGAAAGGUCAGCCACACCGCCGCCACCACUUGAUGACACAUUUCUCGCCGAGAUAGAGAGGGUCGCGACCUGUUCUUUUGACAAAGGGACUGAUUGGGGCAAGGGUGUAGGGUAUAUCUAUGACAUAGCCACAGAAGACAUAGUGACUGGAUUUCGCAUCCAUGGGCAAGGGUGGCGCUCCAUGUAUUGUACAAUGGAGCAUGACGCAUUCUGUGGCAUUGCACCAAUCAACCUAACAGAGCGCCUCCAUCAAAUUGUGCGCUGGUCAGGCGGGUCUCUAGAGAUGUUCUUCUCCCACAACAACCCGCUUAUUGGCGGCCAGCGACUACAACUUCUUCAACGGGUCUCCUACCUCAACAUGACGAUCUACCCAGUCACAUCAAUCUUCAUCAUGAUCUAUUCUCUUAGCCCAGUGAUGUGGCUUAUCCCUGAUGAAGUAUACAUCCAGAGACCAUUCACUAGGUACGUCUUGUACCUUCUCGUAAUCAUCCUGAUGAUUCACAUGAUUGGGUGGCUCGAGAUAAAGUGGGCGGGGAUCACAUGGCUGGACUACUGGCGCAAUGAGCAGUUCUUCAUGAUCGGCUCAACAAGCGCAUACCCGGCAGCAGUGCUGCACAUGGCAGUGAACCUCCUCACAAAGAAGGGCAUUCACUUCAGGGUCACUUCCAAGCAAACAACUGCUGACACCAAUGACAAGUAUGCCGACUUGUAUGACUUUCGAUGGGUGCCGAUGCUCGUCCCGACAAUGGCGGUUCUGAUUUGCAAUGUUGGUGCCAUUGGUGUAGCCCUGGGAAAAACCAUGGUAUACAUUGGAACAUGGACAGCAGCCAAGAAGAUACAUGCAGCGCUGGGUCUGCUGUUCAACUUAUGGAUCAUGUUUCUCCUCUACCCAUUUGCACUAGCAAUCAUUGGACGGUGGGCAAAGAGGCCGAUCAUCCUUGUAGUCUUGUUAUCGGUUAUCUUUGUACUUGUUGCCCUAUUGUAUGUAGGUCUCCAUAUCUUACUUUCUAGUGUUAUUCCAUUCUAGGUGGACAGCAAAAACAAUGUAAUUUCUUGUGUAGUUACCAAGGGACCAAUUAUGUUGUUCCCAAAAAAAAGGGA